Puccinia graminis f. sp. tritici CRL 75-36-700-3 is the source of this 806-nucleotide messenger RNA. RefSeq lists its product as uncharacterized. NCBI's taxonomy places the organism in Eukaryota, Fungi, Basidiomycota, Pucciniomycetes, Pucciniales, Pucciniaceae. The record is from RefSeq and is a predicted model, not a curated record. The transcript has 9 exons. Bases 25 to 732 code for a protein of 235 amino acids.
AUUUACCCUAGGAGCACUAGGAGCAUGAAUCCUCUCACCAAAACAGCAGCUGUCGGGCUUUCGAUUCUGCUCGCUGCGCUGCCCGCGUUUACACAAGGUUCCCAGUGCUACACGUCGCUUCGAUCGCAUGGAGUCGAGGCGCGUCACUGUGAAAAGGCUAUGGAAAAGAUUAUCUAUGAUGUCAAUCAGACUUUGGACGACGUGUCUCGCUCCUUGAUUGUAUUUCACAAAUCAUGUGCGAUCAAUGUGCAAAAGCCAAGACGCUACACACCUACUAGAGGACAGGUUGAAGCAGCAAUCCAUAACAUUACGCGAAGUUGCCCUUCGAAGGGUGGGGUACUCGUCACACCAUCCAAUCUGAUCACCAUCGUUCAUCGAUCGACCUCCAAAAACACCUACGAGAUCAAUAAACCCAUGUGUGAAAAGAAGCGUUGCUCUAUUCCAUCUCAGGAUUGCAUGGACGCUUUCCAAAAUCUUCCCGUGAACCGAAAGGGGGUCCUUCUCGGACAACAAACAUUUUAUUCAUCCAAUGUCACUAGAGGCAAUUGUCUGGUUAAAGUUUCAACUACGGAUUAUGCCCCCUUCAAGACGUCCCAUGAAGAGGUUAAUGGACCCUUUCGCGUCCUGCUAAAUGAGUGCAAAGAGCAUUCGGGCGUGGUUUUCAUUAACGGAGGUACCGCCGGUUACAACGGUGAUGUCCGGAUUUCUAUUCAUUACUUGAAUGAGCAAUAACGCAGUUGAUGAUGAGGAACUGUUGGAAUUCUCGCUGGAAUUCUCCUUUUUUCUUUUCUUUUCUCUUAUCUCCU